Paramecium sonneborni is the source of this 391-nucleotide messenger RNA. The record is from the annotation of a GenBank genome assembly. Lineage: Eukaryota; Ciliophora; Oligohymenophorea; Peniculida; Parameciidae.
CAUAUAAUCAAACUAUGGAUAAUUUUCAUCAAGCCGCACUUCGAUUACAUAUCACCUAUAUUAUGAGUAUAAAAGAAGUCUAUGAUAGAUAAAUAUGAUAGAUUGUGGAGAAAAACGAUCAGAAUAGUAACAAGGGUACAUAAGUAAUUUAAUGUAGAGGAAAUUGAGAAAAUAUUCGAGUAGGUGCCACUUUAUGGGGCAGAUGGAGAUUAUUGUUUAAACAAUGGAAGACAAUACUGACUAGAAAAAUGUGUAGAGGUUUUUGAGGACUUUUAUAUAGAUAGAAUUUAGAGAGGAGAAUAAGAAAAAACAUUUUGUUUCAAAGAUUUAGAGGUGAUAGAACCAAAUGCCGAAUCAUAAAAGGUUGAAAUCUAUGAUGAUCCGCUGAUUG